Dictyostelium purpureum is the source of this 696-nucleotide messenger RNA. RefSeq lists its product as uncharacterized. The record is from RefSeq and is a predicted model, not a curated record. The coding region runs from base 1 to 696 and encodes 231 amino acids. NCBI's taxonomy places the organism in Eukaryota, Evosea, Eumycetozoa, Dictyosteliales, Dictyosteliaceae. The transcript has 2 exons.
AUGUUACUCACACCAAUCGUAUUAUACUUUGGUUAUGAUUACAUUAAUAAAAGAUUACAUCAAUCAAAAAACAACUUUUACAUAAACUCAAUUAAAAAACAUUUAAACAAUAAUAACCAAGAUAAUAGUAACGAAAUCAAUAUAAUAAUUACAUUCAAUGAAAAGUAUAACAACAGUCAAUUAAUCAAAGAUUUAGCAAGAUUAGUUUAUAAUCAUUAUGACUCUAAAAAUUUUAAUAACAAAGCUAUCAAUGUAUUUACAAUUGAGUAUUCAGAAAUUGAGCAUUACAAUGAAAGUAAAGAAAAAUUCAAAUUUGAUGCAAUCAUUUUAUUAGACUCUGUUGAUCAAAAUAAUAACAACAAUAAUAAUAGUAAUAAUAAUAGUAAUAAUAACUCUGAUAUAUCAUUUUCAAACAUUAAUAAGUUUAAUAAAAUUUCAAAACUUUUGAAACCAUCCUCAACAUUUUUAACUUUUUAUAACCAACCAUUAAAUAUUAAAGAAAUUAACAAUAACAAUAAUAUUGUACAUUGGAAUUCAAAUAUUAUCGAAAAUAAAACUUUUUAUGAACUAUGUGGAUUUAAUGUCGAAUCCAUUAUCGAAAAAGAAGGCAAAGAUGCUUUAGAAACCUCUGACUUUUUAGUUGUUUCAAAAUCUCCAAGUUGGUUUAUAAACAGUAAGGAUGAUUUGUCACUCUAA